This is a messenger RNA of Penicillium cataractarum, 1215 nucleotides long. RefSeq lists its product as uncharacterized. Bases 1 to 1215 code for a protein of 404 amino acids. NCBI's taxonomy places the organism in Eukaryota, Fungi, Ascomycota, Eurotiomycetes, Eurotiales, Aspergillaceae. Gene Ontology annotation, molecular function: O-methyltransferase activity. The record is from RefSeq and is a predicted model, not a curated record. The transcript has 5 exons.
AUGCCUUUGGCUUUCAACGAAGCGCUGGCUAAAGUCCUGACUCUUGCUAGCCAUGAGGCAUUAGGAGACAAAGAUGCCCAUGCAGAUCUUCUCAGAGCUAUUCGUGAGUUACAGCUCGCGGCAGAGACCCCUCUCGAAACAACAUCGCGGCUUAACUUUCAACUCACAUCUAACGUUUUGGUUACACAGAUUAUGCAGAACAUAUCCAUUCGCGUCGCAGUUGAAUAUGGAUAUCUCCAUGUUAUCGCGGCCAAGGAUGGUCAGCCCAUUUCCGCCGCGGAGAUCUCCCAGGAGACAAAAUCGGAUCUGCUUCUCACGAUCCGAAUUAUGCGCGUCCUGACGGCCAUUGGUCUAUGCGAUGAAGUUGGAAAUCAGCUCUAUGCUGCUAACGAGAAAACUCGGUUCAAGAUUUUACCGGGGUCAAUUGCGGCUGAGAAACACCACUUUGAUUUAGAUUUUGGAAUGGGCGGGAAAUUGGUCGAGUACAUGCGUGGCCCCGGAAUCCAACAGUUCGCGGACGAGCCCGAUGCUGUCACCCUAUUCAAAUACGCACAUGGUACAGACGUGAUAUUUGGGCUACUCGAGAAAAAUCCCGAACAGAAACAAGCAUUUGAUGACUACAUGGCUGCGCGGCGUGUGGAAGACAUGCCACAGUGGUUUGACAUUUACCCUGCAGCAGAGAAAGUACAAGAUGCUCGGACAGAGUCUGGAGCAACCCUCAUGGUAGACAUUGGAGGAGGACCAGGGCAAGAGAUUGCCCGACUCAAGGAAAAGUACCCCGAGCUUCCAGGUCGAUUCAUAUUACAGGAUCUCCCGUUGACCCUGAAGCGGGUUGAGAAAUUGCCCGAUGGAGUCGAGGCGAUGGAGUAUGACUUUUUCACCCCUCAGCCAAUUAAAGGAUCCCGUAUUUACUUUCUUCGCGACGUCCUACAUAAUUGGUCUGAUGCCAAGAGCGCUCAAAUCCUGUCUCGAAUUGUCGAGGCAAUGGACCCUGAGUACUCGACCCUGUUGAUUGACGACUAUGUCCUCCCAGACACUGGCUCUGAGCUUCGGGCUGCGGAAAUGGAUAUCCUCAUGUGGCUUCAUACUGCAGGGCUUGAACGAACCGUAUCCCAAUGGAAGAGUCUGUUCGAUCAAGUAGGGCUAGAGCUAGUUCAGAUUUGGAGUUCUCCUAGGGGCAACGAAUCGGUUCUAGAAACGAGGGUACGCCGUUGA